AUGAUAGUCCGGUGUCAAAGAGUGGGCUUGUUUCUCCCGGGCUCGUCAACAUCGCGAGCGCCCACUUAUCGCAAGGGGGACGUCGAGAGAAGGAACAGACGAAGAAGAAAAAAACGCAACGCCAACGGCCAACGGCGCAAAGUCAGCCAAUCCCUCUACUCCAUCCAACCUGCGGGAGGACGCAGUGGAGACGGAUCAUGGUCAUGGCCUCGAGGUCUGUGUGCCAGUCAGUGCGGGCUGCGUCUCGGUAUGCAAGGUACCAGGGGUAAAGAGGGUGGGAAAUGGUAA
Messenger RNA from Colletotrichum paranaense, 288 nucleotides. RefSeq lists its product as uncharacterized. The transcript has a single exon. The record is from RefSeq and is a predicted model, not a curated record. Lineage: Eukaryota; Fungi; Ascomycota; Sordariomycetes; Glomerellales; Glomerellaceae. Bases 1 to 288 code for a protein of 95 amino acids.